AUGACCGCCGAAGAAGACACCUCGCCGGGCCCGGAAACUCCCCGUCGCGCCUCUGUUGCCGCCAACCCAAAGACUCCCAAUGCCACACAUGCGCGAAAGCUCUCCGCCCCUGGCGGUGGUGCUACUCCCAAGAGUGCCCCCGCCGCCGGGGCUGGACGUCAGCGGUCCGCCACCAUGAAGCAGCAGCCUACAUUACUAGGGGACUUCCUCCUGGGCCGCCCUUCACCGGCGCGGGUUGCCGCCGAGAGAGAGAAGUGGAAACAGAAGCAGAAGGAAAUGACCGUGGAGCAGGUAAAGCAGGAGAUGCGCGAGGCCGCUGUGCGCCGAGUGCAAGCGCCCGGUGGUGUGCACGACCGGGUGAAGCAGUGGCAGAAGAAGAACGCAACCUCCAUGGCCGACGCCGACCCCUUCGCAACACCGAGCGAGCCCAGCGAAGUGAACAUACAAGUCGACGAGGCCAGUGUUACAGAGGAGGACCGCGUCAGAAUCAAGAAAGGGAUCAAGGCGAAACCACCCCCACGGGUCAUAGUAGUGGAGCGGACCAAAGGCAAGGAUGACGAUUAUGAGACUGAGAAAGAGAACCAGGGGGAGUCGCCGUCCGCCAGCCCGCCUAAGAAGCGGGUUGUCAGCGAUACGAACUGGAUGAAGAACAAGAGGAGGAGCCCCCCGAGGACGCGAUCGCCAAAGACGCCCGGAGAAGCAGGCGCUGGAUCACCGCUGCCAAAGACUUUCUCACCGCGUACCGCACCUAACCCCACCGUCAAGAGCAAGAUCAGAGACUGGGCCGACAAAGUCGAAAUCCCCGACGAGCCUCGUGUCAAGCGCUAUAAUGUCUCAGGCUCGGUUGGUAGCGCGGAUGGAAUUCGGGUCAGGCCCAUGCGCAGUGGAGGGGUUGAUUCCAGUGUCUCUUCGGGUCCGGUAUCGAGCGCAAAAUCCGAGGACUCUGAGAUCGUGGUUGAAUCGAGCAAACGUCGCAGGUCCAAACCAGCCCAGGACGAUGGUAUCCGGGUGACGCCGGCAAAAACAAGGACGGGCGACGGCGAUGGUAUUCGAGUCCAGGCGCAGAAAUCAUCGUUACCAGACGAUGGGAUCAGGGUAUACUCGGGUGACCGCCGAGCCUCGGAAAGUGCCAGCACGGUCCGGGCUUCCUCACGCCGUGGAUCAGCGCGUGCAAAGAGUGCUCAACGAGAACCAUCGCCGUCGGAUAGAAUUGAGGUUUUUGAGGAGUCCGGAUCCGACGAGCCUAAUACGCCUACGAGGCGCAGCCGUGGGAAGAAAUCCUCGAAGCUUUCUUCGCAGUUCACCCAGACAACCGCAGAUACAGGAACUACCAUGACUGAGGACGUGUCCGACAGCGAGUCGUGGACAAGCGGGUCAGAAGGUGCUGAUGACGAUUCGGAUAUACCGUCGAGUCUCCCAUCGAAGCUAGCGGAUAUCCCGGUGGGAUAUUCGGCUUUCAGCGAACUAGAUCUGCCAACGAAGGGAGGGUCGAGACGACCGAAAGCGAAGAGGAAUACUAGCUUCAAGGGCGCUACUAACGUCCUGAAGAAGGCCUUCGUUGAGAGCAAGAAGAUAUUGUCAGAGAGGGCUGAACCACCUCCCAAACCGGUCGCAAACCAGCCAAGAAGCAUCGAGUCUUGGCUCAACAAGACGGUUGAUCCCUUUGUCGAAAACUCUACUACCGACGCACCGGAGCCCAAGGAGCAGUCCAUCGAGGAUGAUCGGGCUGAUGAGAGCAAUAUACGUGGAUCAUCAUCUGCGUCCAAGCGAAAAUCCACAGAUGAGCCACAGUCGGAGUCGACUUCCACCUCAAGAGAUGAGGACAGCACCAUUACCAAAGAUGACGAAACCGAGAUCUCUGACAAACACGAAGAACCUGAGAAACUCAAGGAAAGUGAGCCUUCAACACCGACCUCAGCUGGUCUGAAAAGGAGUCGUGCUGUUAGGACCACAUCGUCUCCUGUAAAGCCAACCACGAAGAAGGGGUUCAAAGAAAGGCUUAAAGAUGCUUUCCGGGGAGAAUCGAGCAUGACUUACUCUGGCGGUUUGGAUGAUAUCAGACACAACGAUGAAUACGAAGACGAGCGCCGUGAGCGGCGGCGCUCAUCGGGUUCGCCGCCAAACCCGCCAGCCCAAGAUGAUGAGUCGAUAACCUCGUCUGAACAAUCGAGGUCAAUGCCUGCAGCGACAUACCCUCGGCGGCGGCCGCCCCCUACGAAAGGUGUUCAUGAGUUAUCAACGAUCAUGUCUUUGGAGUCUUUCAGUGCAACAGAAUCGGAUCUCUCCUCAGUCCUUUCUGAUACUACGAUAACCCAAACGACUGCCCUUACGGGGAGCACUGGCUCGGGAUUGUCGCGUCAUAGGAGCAAUAAACCAGGCCUCAAACGACGAUUGACGAAGCAUUCCGAUUUGGUCUCUGUUCUAUCACUCCCAGACGAAAAGGCAAAGGUUGGCAGAAGCAGCAGUCUCAAAUCAGCCCGCAGCGUUCGCAGGACGUCAAAUCAUCUAGACACCGCAACGGUCGACGGCCUGCUGAAGGAGUUUGCUCAAGAUGAGGAUCUCUACCAGAGAGAACUGAAAACACUGGUUGAUGGAGUUAUCCCCGUGCUUCUCAACCAAUUCGUACACGGCAACGGGUCUGUUGUAUCCGAGGAUCUGUUCUCCUCCCCUUCGGCCAAGGGGAAAGAGGACAGCAUCGCCAAAGCUGUGGUUCAAAUGGGUAUUGCAUUGGAAAAGCUUCGGAAUGCCCACAAGCGCUGUCCCUUGAGGGAUGCACAUAGGUUGCCGCAAUGGCUCGAAUCUACGCACUCGAUCUACAACAACUACUUGGACGUGUGGCGACUUGGUUUCAACGACUUAAUUGUCAACCUCGCCCCGCUCAAUCUGGACGAGAAUGAUUCCCUCGUCAAUGCUUUGCCUCGGAACGAGGACGGCGACAUUGUCAAUGAGGAUGGAGAGCGUGUCGAUGUUGCCCAUCUGCUGAAACGGCCCCUUGUCCGAGUCAAAUGGAUCACCAGAUUUAUAAGGGGCUACCGCACAGUCUCCAGCACCGACCAAUACAGAGAUCUGGCAGCUAAUUGGGAGAAGCUUCAAGAGAAGGCGCGCCGAAGGCACAAAGAAGAGAGCGCGAGGGUUGUCGACGAGGAUGCCAUUAACACAGAUACUACUCGGGUCCGAGACUUGAAGACCCUGGAGCCACUCGACAAUGUCAGGAUAGACCGCUUCCGACAAGUAUAUGCGAAGGACCCGUUCUCCUUAGAUCUAAGACACAGCAAUGGCCAGCGCCUAGACUGCCAGGUCGAACUUGUUUCUCGAGACAACCAACUAUUCAAGUCAGACCCUGGCGACCUGCUGAUCCGCGAGACGGGUAGCAGUGGCCGCUCAUGGCUUCUGUUCCCACCUAUUUUAGGUGGCCAAUACUCGGCAAGAAAAGGCGAUGAAGAUGGACAACUCAUCGUCAUGAUUAGAGGCAAGCAUGAUGAGUGGUACCAGCUCCUGACACUGACUACCGACAACGACGAACAAGUGCAAGAUUGGAUAGAAAUUCUUGGCACGAGCCCAGAACCGCCCACUCUCUCCAAGCCAGACCCAACUGAACUCCAAUCGCUGGCCAUACAACCCAGACUAAACCGGGAGGAAGCGCCGCUCGGUGAGAGAAAACGAAGAUCUCCUUCAUCGGCCGUUCAAUCACCGAUUCGGGCAGACUCGAGUCCGGAGGUUCACACGAGGACCCCGAGUCGACACCACCACCAGCGGACAACCAGCGGGCCAGCAACGCCUACAUCGACUUCAGCCAUUGUAUCUCCAGAACGGACGCCUACUCAAGAUUCUUACGCGAGGCCCAAGUCAAGAUCGGGCUCGGAGACGUUGUCGCCUGCCAGAGACGAAGGCCGAUCGCGUCCUCUGCGGGAGCAUAUGCGACCUGAUCCACUCAGCUUCCAAGACUCGACCCAGGAAACUCAAGCUGAGGAAGACAACGGGCCACCUCCACCACCUGCCCACCGCACAUUGCCGUCUAAGAACUCCCCGAGUUUGUCGCCUCCUGCUGACCUAAGAGUCAAGCGACGCACAUCAUCUCCGCUAAAACAUGAAUACCGUCCUUCUGAUAUCUCCUCCGCAGAUUCUACCUCAAGCUCAGGUUCUGAUGAAGACGAUGACUCGGCAUCAGAUUCGUCUGAUGACGAAUUAGAGGCGGCUGAUAUCCCCGAUACCAUGCCAGCCAUUAGCAUCAAAAAGUCGGAUGAACAGGAGACCCCAACAGACUCUGUUAUCUCGGAUAGCACGGUCAGCCUCACCCCCUCUGCAUCGGCUUCUCAGGCAGGGGUGCCCAAAGUAAGGGGCCAGCAACCAGCCUACGCUUUCAAGUCGAUAGCUGCCAUCUCAUACUGGGACAACAAGCGAGGUUGCUGGAAAGACCUGUGGCCCGAUACGUGCUCUAUCGUCACUACACCCGGCUUGAUUGAGGCAUACCCAAUGCGUGGUGCGCAUGGAUCGCAUGGAGUAUCUCACGACGAAGACCGCCCUCUGAUCGCGCUUGAUCUGACACCAUUGGUAAUGCUCCGAAACAGCACCGUGCUGGAUCUUGAAAUAAGGUCUCCAGUCCUCAGCUACGCGCGGCUGUACUCUAAAGUGACAAAGAUCGAGACCUGCUUUUUCCGAUUCAGGGCACCGUCCUUCCUGGAAUGCGAGCAGCUUUAUAUGGCCGUACACCGAGCUCGCAUGGACAAUGCUAAGUUCAAGGCCCUCGAAGAAGAAGCACGGAUCCGCAACUUUGGCCAACACCAAGCCCCUGAACAAGAUGGUGACGCAUCCUCUCGUCGCCGUAGUUGGUUCGGCCGGAAGAACAGCUACCGUGCUUCUACCCGCGCGCCUUCACAAUCAGCUGGAAGCACGUCUCACGCCUCCAGUGUUUCUGCGUCGUCCUUCCUCAAGAAACUCAUGGGCGGUGGCAAUCAAACUUUCGAUAUCGCAAUGUCUUCAGUAGACAGGCAAUACCGCGGAGGCUCAGCCGAGGCCUCCCUAUAUACGAGCUCUUCUUCCUCUGGCACACCACCGCGUUCCCCGUCGGUCAGUGCGGCAAACAGUGGUAACACAGCCAAGAUGAGCUUGACGACGAACAAUCUGAAGAUUCGUCUACACUUAAUGGUGUCAGCAAGCAAGUGGGAGGAUCACGGUAACUGCUUGCUCGAAAUUACACGACCGCCCUCUGGUACCCGUCAGAAUUUACGCAAAUAUCAAGGCAUGGAAAAACGCGUUGUCGUGGCUCAAAAGCCGAAGAAGUCUGCCGAUGGAGACAAGAUGACCAUCAAACUAGACGUCGUGUUGGGGUCGCGGUGCUUCUCGAGGCUGGGAAGCAGGGGCAUUCUAUUGAACGUUUGGGAGGAAGUUCGCGACGAGAAUGGCGAGAUGGGUGUUGCUCCUCAAGGAGGUGCCAGUUCUGGAAACGUGAGCAAGUGGUGUUUCCAGUGUGCAAGUGUGAGCGAGGCAAGCUGGAUCUUCGGCCUGGUGACGCAAGAGGUGGUCAUCGGCUGA
Neoarthrinium moseri is the source of this 5532-nucleotide messenger RNA. RefSeq lists its product as uncharacterized. The transcript is spliced from 2 exons. The record is from RefSeq and is a predicted model, not a curated record. Lineage: Eukaryota; Fungi; Ascomycota; Sordariomycetes; Amphisphaeriales; Apiosporaceae. Bases 1 to 5532 code for a protein of 1843 amino acids.